Cylicostephanus goldi is the source of this 708-nucleotide messenger RNA. Lineage: Eukaryota; Metazoa; Nematoda; Chromadorea; Rhabditida; Strongylidae. The record is from the annotation of a GenBank genome assembly.
CCCCGUUUCUCCGCGCUCACUCCUUCUCCGCUCAGUUGCAGUGAUGUGCGAAAUGGUUUCGACCGACCUGCAUAUUUUCCUCCUGAGCCGUUUGCUCCAUCUUUGCUUCAAGCAACACCGAGAAUACAACGUGGGCCACUGAUUGGACCAGUGCCUCCUGUCAAUCCGUUAUUUGCCAUGGUUCCACCGACAACGCGUGCAGGGGCUAUUUACCCCCCACUGCAGCCACCUGGUGAAAGGCUUUGUAUGGUUAGCGUUGCAAUAGGUCCUGGUCGUGUGUUUACGGGCAUAGGAAGUACAUUUGCGCAGGCAAAAGCUAAUGCUGCUGCUCAGUGUUUGGGAUAUCUUGGUCCACAUAUUCAAGCUCUAGAUGCUAAGCUGAAGUUAGAUGAGCAAAGGCGCAAAGCCUCACUUCAAAAGUCGACCUCCGAGGAAGGAAUGACGAAUGGGACCACAGAGGGAGCAGUGGAGCAUGCGGAAGGCUCAGCUGAUAGUGAAAAUGUUCCUAAACACAAGCAGAAAUCUGUGAUUAGUCAGGUGCAUGAGUGUGCUCUGCAGAUGAAGCUGAAUGUGGAAUUCGAGGUAGUCAAAGAAGUUGGACCUCCGCACGAUCGCUCGUACGUAGUUCGAUGCUCUCUGCGGAAUCCGAAAAAUGAGGUGCUGUAUUGUCUCAAAUUAUAUUCACGUAGAGUAGAUGAAUGUAAGUAG